Vanderwaltozyma polyspora DSM 70294 is the source of this 1005-nucleotide messenger RNA. It is a transcript of the gene LDB16, whose product is annotated as Ldb16p. The transcript has a single exon. Lineage: Eukaryota; Fungi; Ascomycota; Saccharomycetes; Saccharomycetales; Saccharomycetaceae. The record is from RefSeq and is a predicted model, not a curated record. Bases 1 to 1005 code for a protein of 334 amino acids.
AUGAUUAAAAUUAUUUCAGAGAUUUUAUCAUAUGUACUUAUUUUACGAGGAUUCCUUUUAAAAUUUAUUGCAAUUUUAUAUCGAAUAAUUUUAAUAACUUUUUAUUACCUUUAUUCAUUCACAUCAUGGGUUUAUACAAAUAGUUUCCAAAAAAUAGUUCAAUUAUUGGAUAUAUUCCUAUUAACUCCAUUUAUAAUUAUAUUCAAGAAUAUAAUUCAAUUGUUUAUGUUACCCAUAAAUAUACCAUUGAAAUUGUUUAUGGGUAUUACAUUUAAUGAUAUCAUAUUUAAUGUCAAUACUUGGGAAGGUAUUUAUAUUUUAAUCACUAUGAUACAGUAUACAACAGUUUUAUUAAUAUGUGGCUGUAUAAUCGGUUUAGCAUUCGGUUCAAGUUUAGCUGUAAUUCAUUCUUUUAUUAAAGUACCCAGCAUUUAUAUUGACGUUCCAAAAAUUAUAUGGGAUUAUUCUCCUUCAUUAAGACCAAGAUUACAAAAAUUAAUUACUAAUAUUUUAUUAUUUUUCAAAAGUUUUAUAAAGAUACCGUCAUUUGCUAAAUCUUAUUAUCCACCAUCACCUGUACUAUCAACAACAGAUUUUAAUAAUGAUGACAUUGAAUUGGAAGAUUUGGAACCAACCCUAAUUAAAAAGCCAAAUUUGUCAAAUUUUGAUAGAAAAUCAGUUUCUUCAAAAGAAGAAGCUUUAGAAAUUGCAUCUCUACUACCAAGUGACUUCUUUCAAAAAGAAGAACCUAUUGUUUCAAAAACUCCUCAAAAGAGAAAACAAAAUUCCUAUACAUAUUAUCAUACUCCUAUUCAAUCUCCUAAUAAGAGCGACAUGUAUGAUGAAGAAGUUUCAUCACUUUCAAAUAUUUGGGAUCAAUUCGAUGAUAUACCGACAACUUUAAGAACAGAUGGUGGAAUGACAACUUUAGUCAGUAAUAUUAAUGAUUCGAUGUCAACAAAUAGAGAUACUAUAAGUAUAAGAAAAGUUAAAAAUAAAAAAUAA